Messenger RNA from Nakaseomyces glabratus, 2982 nucleotides. It is a transcript of the gene RIC1, whose product is annotated as Ric1p. Gene Ontology annotation, biological process: intracellular protein transport; retrograde transport, endosome to Golgi. Gene Ontology annotation, cellular component: cytosol; Golgi membrane; Ric1-Rgp1 guanyl-nucleotide exchange factor complex. Gene Ontology annotation, molecular function: protein binding. NCBI's taxonomy places the organism in Eukaryota, Fungi, Ascomycota, Saccharomycetes, Saccharomycetales, Saccharomycetaceae. The record is from RefSeq and is a predicted model, not a curated record.
AUGCAAUUGUGGCCAGUAUCCCCACCCAAUCACUUCUGCAUACCACCUAGGUGUUCUGAGAGAGAUAAAAUUGAUGAUGACUUGGAUAUUUUGGCAACAAUACCACUUACUCACUCGAAUGUUGUCAUUAUAAUUACAAAAACCAGAGUAUUGGUGUACAAUUUUAAGCCUUUUGCGUUAGUAGCAGCUCAUGAAAGAACUUCAGAGUCUCUAGCAGAAUUUGGAGAUAAUAAGGGGCUUGUGCCAUCCAUUGCAUUCAGAGAUAAGGUAUCUGGUGUAACUGAUAGCAAACCACCAACUUAUAUGUCAUGGUACCAAGGCAAAUUAGUCUUUUAUACAACAACUACUAAGAAUUAUGUUUUAGCUUACCAAGUUUUAAGAAAUUCAACUAGUGAAUCUAUAUUCAAAGAUUAUGGUUUGCCGAUAAUCGAGGUGUCACAAAUUAACGAAUUUGAAUCUGCAGCAUACGAUGCAAACUUAGAUGACGAUGUUUUAACAGUGUUCGACAAAGUCAAAUCAUCAAAAGUGAUACAAAACGGAUAUGUUUUAAAUAAGGAUAGAGGUAUAUUGCAAUUUCUUUCGGCGAAAUCAGAGGAUCCAAACGAAAUACCGAUCAAGAAAUUGGAGUUGAGGCUGAAAGUUGUCUUCAAAUUUGAGUAUGACAUAAUUGAUUUUAUUGGGUUCAAGAGAUUCUCUGAUGAAGAUGAUGGGAAGUUUGAAGAAAAUCUUUUAGUGCUCUUUGCGGAUAAAAUUCAAUUAUUGAAGCUACAGGAUUUUAAAUUUAAUAGUUCUCAAGUGGUAGAAAUUGCAAAUUCAAAGAAGAUAUGUAUAUGCGAUAAUAAACUCUACGUUAUCUCUCAGGAUAAAGAAACUAAAAAACUGAUAAUUCAUCUAAUCGAUCUCAAUGAACAAAAAGUGCUCGAGAAAACUGAGCAUGAUUGCAAUUCUGAAUUAGUUAAUGCAUUUUCAAUAGGCUCUAGGAUGCUUGUAUCUACAAAAGAUUCAGUUAAUUUCUUUUGUACAGAAAAGAAUCAAUUUACAUACCAUCGCAAAUUUGAUUUCAGUAUAAAGCUUGCAGAAAAAUUGACAGAUGAAUGUUUUGUCAUAAUAACUGAAAAUGAUAGACUUGAAAUUUGUAGUAAGUUUGGUAAUAAGCUUUUUUCAACAAUAUCCGAGGAUGAUAGCUCCUCUAAUAAGAUUCAUAACGACACAUUAAAUUACACGGCGUUAGUCUAUAUUGACAAAACAUUGAUCACAACCUGUGAAUCAGGAUAUUAUCAAAUAUGGAACUUUUGGCAAGAGUUUCCACAAUCUACAUUUGACUUCCGAGUCCCAAAGGUGUCAGCUAUUGCUAAUAACAACAAUGAUAUCAAAUUCUACUCUUCAUCUGGAGAUUCGCCACUAAAUCGCAUUCAAUUACAAUCAUUAAAACUCCCAACUAAAUCACUGAACAAUAACAUUUCACAUAUCAAAUUAAACUCAAAUCUUAAGUUGGUAGCAAUUAACAUAUCUAAUAAGAACUCGUUAUUGAUACAGAAUUUAGAAACUAGUCUAUGGUAUCAAUUUACAGAUGUACACAUUAUUGAUAUGCACUGGAUUGCCAACAACUAUCUAGUAUGCCACUUGAAAGAAUAUAACUCAGAUACAGUUAGUGUCAAAUGCUAUAACUUACCUUUGAAGGGACUUGAAAAUUAUGAGUUAGAAGAUCUAGAGAUAUGGGCUUAUGAGAUACCAGAAAAUGUUGAUAUAUUGAAAUUCUGGGUAAAUACCCAUCACAAAUAUAAAUAUCUCAAGAUGAAAAAUCAAAAGCUGGAUAGCUCAGAGCUAUCCUCAUCAGACAGGUUUUUCAAAACAGCGGAAAUUAUCCUUUCUACUUCAUCAUCUAUUGUAGUUUUUGAUGUAAUUUCCAAGGUUCAAUUAACAGGUUUAAAUACUAUUGUUAAUAUCCAUCAAUACUCAUCACUUGAAAUAGCGAACUCACUACCUACAAGAACUUUGGAAUGGGUUAGUACUUGGAAGGAUGGUUUCAUAAUAUAUGCAUCUGACAUGUUAUUCAGAUUAGAAAAAUUAUCAGAUGGUACUAUUCACACCACUCAAUUACUUGAUAAUGUUGAAAAGAUAGUCGAUGUUGUGAAGCACCAUAUAUAUAUGGUUCAAGAAGAUAAAUUUACAAUUUAUGAUAUCAAUGGACUUUGGGAAGACCGAAAACCUAUACUAUCUAUUAAAUUAGAUGAAGAGCAUUACCCUAUAUGUAUCUCGUCAGACGCAGCCAUAGUACAGUCGCUAUAUUGUGUGUUUAAUAAGAACCUCUCGAAACUCAUUAUGAAGAAUUCUAGUUACCUAGAUAAACUGAUAUCGGUGAAGAUUGAUAGAGGAGACGAUCUUUACGAUAUUAGCAGGCAAUUUUCAAACUUAAAGCAUUAUAAAUUUGCCUUGGAGAAGAAUCUUUCCAUAAAACUGAUGGAAGGAGAGUCUAUCACAAAAACAUUAGAACUGAUUAAACUUCUUAAUGAUAAACCUACCGGUCAUGGUAAAAUAUCAAGAUACAGUGACAUGCUAGAAAUUAUAUCUAAUUGUCUCAGAAAGAGUGAAAUGAAGAACUGGAAAACUUUAUUCGAUGAUUUAAGCAUGUCUCCAAGAGAGCUGUUGGCAUUAUGUAUUGAUAACAGGGAGUCGAAAAUGCUUGGGGUCUUAUUAUUAGUGUUCUUAAAUUACGGUGAGACUGAAGUACUAGGUGACAUACAAGAAGAGAAACCUGUUGAGCUACAUAACCCGACAAUGGAUGAUGUGUUAAAGGAUGAAGAGCUGAUGUUUAAAGUCCUAAAACACCUGGUAGAGUCUUCAGCAAGCUCAAGUAACGCUAUUAAAGCAUCAGAAGAGUGGGAAUUAUGUCUUCAGUUGGUAAGACUGUUAAAGGCUUUGGAUAAAGAAAACAAUACAAACCUAAUGGAAAAGGCCACUCAGAUCAUUCUGAAGAGCUGA